Molecule: messenger RNA, 1512 nt
Organism: Verticillium nonalfalfae
Lineage: Eukaryota; Fungi; Ascomycota; Sordariomycetes; Glomerellales; Plectosphaerellaceae
Exons: 1
Coding region: 1-1512 (503 amino acids)
Cellular component (GO): nucleus; RNA polymerase II transcription regulator complex
Molecular function (GO): DNA-binding transcription activator activity, RNA polymerase II-specific; transcription cis-regulatory region binding
Source: RefSeq, a predicted model, not a curated record
AUGUCCAUGUCAUCCGUCAUCAGCCCCCAGUCGGAGGUGCCCAAGAUGGCAGGCUCCAUGACCUCGAAGGAAUGGGUCAUCCCCCCUCGCCCCAAGCCCGGCCGCAAGCCUGCCACGGACACUCCGCCCACAAAGCGCAAGGCGCAGAACCGAGCUGCACAGAGAGCCUUCCGCGAGCGCCGAGCCGCCCGCGUCGGCGAGCUCGAGGAGCAACUGGACGAGCUCAAGGAGGCCCACGACAAGAAGGAGGCCGAUUCCAAGGACCGUAUUCAUGAGCUGGAGAUGGAGGUGCAGUCCUACAAGUCUCGCUGCGAUGUGCUCGAGACCAUGCUCGAGCGUGAGAGGCAGGACCGCGUCAAGGCCGAGACGGCGCUUGAUGGCCAAAAGAGGAGGUGGGAGCGUCAGGCUGCUCUGGGGCAGUUCCAGCUGCCCACCCAGCGCGGUUCGCACAGCAGUGAAAACCAGCUGUCCCCCAUCCACCAGACAUCCAUGGCAUCGCAGAUGCCCACGCCUGAGGACCCCUCCCCUAUGGACACCACAGGAGUCGAUCUGACUUGCGGUUCCUGCGGCCCCGAAGGUCGCUGCGCCUGUGCUGAAGAUAUUCUGAGGACGGUUGAGUCGGCCGACUCCCUGGACGAUGCCAUGAAUGCGGGCUCCUCAGAUCUCAAGCGAGCACCUCCUUCGCCGGCCUUUGCCCCGGCCGACAAGCGUCAGCGUUCCAACUCCCACGCCGGUGACAUGGCCAACGAAAUCGACUUUACGUCCUUCUUCAAGAAGCAGCCUCAGAUGCAGCAGCAGCAGCAAAUGUCCUCAAACCUCGUCAAGGAUCCCUGUGGCUUCUGCAAAGACGGCGAUUACUGCAUCUGCGCCGACACAGCCCUCAACGCCGCCCCUACGUCCUACACGGCUCCUGCCCCCUUUUUCCAGCAGACGCAGACGCCGCCACCCUCGGACAACGAUGUCGUGCCCCCUAUCCCCAUGGAGAUCAACUCGGACGGCGCCGUCAAGCUCCGCCCUCGCCCCCGCCCUGCCGCCGCCCCCGUUGCCGCGCCGGCUCCCACCCGCGGCUGCGGUCCCAGCGGCCCCGGAACCUGCGCCCAGUGCAUUGCCGACCCCAUCUCGGGCCUCUUCUGCCGCGCCCUCUCGGCCAACAUGAACAAAAAGGGCCAGAGCCCCGGCGGCGGCGGCGGCUGCUGCGGCGGUGGCGGCCGUGACGGCGGCUGCUGCAAGACCGGCAACACCACCCCGCAGCUCCCCAAGCCCUCCGCCCUCAAGCCAGGCCUCGGCCUCAGCCUCAGCUGCGCCGAGGCGUACCAGACCCUCUCGAGCCACCGCAACUUCGACAAGGCCACCGACGACAUAAGCUCGUGGCUGCCCAAGCUGCGUGCCGCGCCGCGCAUCGGCGAGACGCUGCCGGAACCGACGGCCUCGCGGCUGCCGAUCGAGGUCGAGGCCGCGAGCAUCAUGAGCGUGCUCAAGGACUUUGACAUUCGCUUCGGCCGGGGCUUGUAA